Molecule: messenger RNA, 1708 nt
Organism: Dimorphilus gyrociliatus
Lineage: Eukaryota; Metazoa; Annelida; Polychaeta; Dinophilidae
Source: the annotation of a GenBank genome assembly
GAUGCAGCAAAAAACUAUAGAAGCGGGAAAAUUUCUGAAUAAAACCUACUGUAUUCGACCACCUGAAGAUUGGCUUGAGGCUUGCGUCAAUUGGAUGAUAAAUGAAGAGUUUUCUGUAGCUAUUUUAAAUGAUAGUCUAAGUCAGAACGAUAUCAAUACUAAUGUAAUGGAACAAUGGUUAUCGUGUGAUUUGAAUGAAAUAGGUAGCUGUUGUUUUCCGGGCAAUCUAGAAAAUAUAAAACAAAGUUCAAAGUCAUUUUUGAAGGGGACUUUUCCUGUUCAAGCAAAUUCAAUGAUUGAUUGUAGUAAACCGUUUUACAACCAAACCCUUAAGUUAAAGAACAUGAAUUUUGAAAACGCAAAAGUUGGUGCAUUUGAAAACGAGAAAGAACAGUCAAAUAAAAGAAUGCUAAAAUUAUUACUAACCGAUGGACAACAAUCUAUUAUGGCUAUGGAAUAUAAUUCUAUCCCCGCUUUCGACCAAUCUCUAAGUCCUGGCUUCAAGAUGUUACUGAAAGGAGAUAUUCUUUGCCGAAAUGGAGUAUUAUUUCUAACUGCCGAAAAUGUUACAGUUUUAGGAGGAGAAUCGGAAGUUGUUAUGGAAAAAAAUCUAGUAGAAAUAAUAACGGAAAAAUUAAAUGGAAAUAUCACUCUACGGCAAGAUCGAAAAGCUCAAUCAAAGAAAAAAGAACUCUCAGGAAAAUUUUUAAAUAAAAAUCCGAAAGGCUUUCGUAAAACUGAAAGCACUGAAUUUAAACCAUCUAUGUCAAAUAAUCAAACAAGAAAUUUUAAAAAUACUAUUACUCCAAGUUCCAAUCUGAAGAGAUUUAGUACGGAAGAUUGGUCUGAUGAUGAAAUUUUUCAAUCGAUCGAAACGGAUCCUCAGCCUCUUACCGAUUCAGAAAAUAAAAUACGUACUGAAAAAUCUGCAAAUACAAAAACUUUCUUUGACAUGGAGGACGACGAUGAUUUCGAAAAAAGUUUACGUGAGUUUGACGAAAGUUUUGAAACUUGUCCAAGUCCAAAGAGACAAAAAUUAUCCCAACCUAAACAAGCAAACAAUUCUAAAGAUGUCAAGACAACCAGUCCUCAAGAGAAAGUCGCUAGAAUAUCGGACUACGAUGACAUAGAAGAGCUUACUGCAAUGGUUCAAUCGGAGAAUGACAUCAAAUCCAGUCGUAGUUGUUUCAGUGAUCAAAGAGGUUUCAGAAAAGCUUCUGAAUUGAGGUUUGGUAAUGAUCGUGGUACAAAGUUGGCAACUAGUCCAACCAAAAAAUUUUCAAAUAACAAUUCAAAGGGCCCGCACUUGUCAUCAGAGCAGAAUUUGGAAUUAAUAUCACUUAGCACAUUAGGUAAAAUGAAAUUAUCCAAUGCUAUGCCUGAUAUCGUCUAUGUUAGGGGAUAUAUUUCAAGAAUGCUGGGUAAACUAAAAUUAACCAAAUAUGGUUGGUCAGUUCCUGCCAACCUAACUGACGAAGAAAAUAAAGAAAAUUUAGAAAUUCUAUUUAGUGACAAGCUUUUAACGUCUAUUAUUGGAAUUCCCGCCUCGGAGGUUCAGAAAAAGAAAUUCGAGCCCAAUUUCAAAGAAUAUAUUCAACAAGUUAUUAAAGAAGGUUCUUCAAAAUUGGCUGGAUUGAAAGGAGUGUUAAAAAUACAGAUAGACUCAAAAUUUCCAAAACCUGUAUUAGUUGAGAAAAUAUCUGAUUAA